Molecule: messenger RNA, 1714 nt
Organism: Eucalyptus grandis
Lineage: Eukaryota; Viridiplantae; Streptophyta; Magnoliopsida; Myrtales; Myrtaceae
Product: probable sugar phosphate/phosphate translocator At1g12500
Exons: 1
Coding region: 151-1221 (356 amino acids)
Cellular component (GO): Golgi apparatus
Molecular function (GO): antiporter activity
Source: RefSeq, a predicted model, not a curated record
CUUAUCAAAUCGCCAUCUUUCUCUCUCUAGAUCUCAGAAACCCAAAAACCAUUCUCUCUCUCUCUCUCUUUCUCUCUCUUAAAGAGAGAGACUUGAGGAGGAGGAGGAGGAGUUCUUCGCCGUAUUUACGGUUUCGCCACCGGAGCGGCCAUGGUCGAAGCCCAGACAUGGACGACCCGCCGGAUGAGCAACCCGAGGCUGGACCACCCCGCCGCCGCCGCCGCCGACCAGGUGCUCGACAUCCCGGCGACGCCGCCCGGCGACGCCCGCAACGCCGCCGCGGGGACCCACCACCUGUCCCCGGCCGUCCUGACGGCCCUCAUCAUCGCCUCCUGGUACCUCUCCAACAUCGGCGUCCUCCUCCUCAACAAGUACCUCCUCAGCUUCUACGGCUACCGGUACCCAAUCUUCCUGACGAUGCUCCACAUGAUCUCUUGCUCCGUCUACAGCUACUUCGCCAUUGGCUUCCUCGAGAUAGUGCCCCUCCAGCACAUCCUCUCGCGGCGGCAGUUCUUGAAGAUCUUCGCGCUGAGCGCCAUCUUUUGCUUCUCAGUUGUUUGUGGGAAUACCUCGCUGAGGUACAUUCCCGUCUCGUUCAACCAGGCCAUCGGGGCGACCACCCCGUUCUUCACCGCGAUCUUCGCUUUCUUGAUCACCUGCAAGAAAGAGACCGGGGAGGUGUACCUCGCCCUCUUGCCCGUUGUCUUUGGCAUUGUUGUGGCCAGCAAUAGCGAGCCCUUGUUUCAUUUGUUUGGGUUCUUGGUCUGCGUCGGUUCGACCGCCGGGAGGGCUCUGAAGUCUGUGGUUCAAGGGAUUUUGCUCACUUCCGAAGCUGAGAAGCUUCACUCCAUGAACCUGCUGUUGUACAUGGCCCCGAUGGCCGCCAUGAUUCUGUUGCCCUUUACUCUGUACAUCGAGGGCAAUGUGGCCGCCGUCACGGUCGAGAAGGCGCGGGGCGAUCCGUUCAUUGUGUUCCUGUUGGUGGGGAACGCGACGGUGGCCUACUUGGUGAACUUGACGAAUUUCAUGGUCACGAAGCACACCAGCGCGCUCACAUUGCAGGUGCUCGGGAAUGCCAAGGCGGCCGUGGCGGCCGUCGUGUCAGUUUUGAUAUUCAAGAACCCCGUGACGUUGAUGGGGAUGACGGGGUUCGCCGUCACGAUCAUGGGCGUGGUGCUCUACAGCGAGGCGAAGAAGAGAUCGAAGGUCACGAAUCGUUGACAGAGAGAGUUCAUAAGGUGAUCGAUCGAACACGGCUGCAGCUCUUUUUAUUUCUUUCGGCAUUGGAAUUCGUCAAUUCUUAUUGAUGCUCUAGCUGAUUGGAGGGAAAUAUGAUUUAAGGAAGGAAGCUAAUGAGAUUGAAUUGUAUAGGACGGGGGGAUGAAGGGAAAAGAGAUCUGAGGAGAUCUGAUUUAUCUUGAGUCCCUCUUCUCUUUUCUUGCUUAAUUGUUCUUGAUUGGUGGGGGUAGAAUAAGGGAAUAAAGCUCUCUUUUACUCUACCCUGCAAUGUCAUAGCUUUUUGUAAUUUUUUUAUUGUCGGGACUUCGCAAAGAUUGAUUCCAAUAUCAUUGUUGACGCGUUAUGCGGGAAGAAAAAGUCUUCCCAGCUUCAUAUUGUUUUUUGGAUUUCUGACUAAAUUCGUGUCUGCCGACACUUCUUAGUGCUGUUCUCUCUUAGUAUAUAUGAAUUACAUCCUGCUUACGUUUUUUGAGAA